Molecule: messenger RNA, 534 nt
Organism: Ostrinia furnacalis (Asian corn borer)
Lineage: Eukaryota; Metazoa; Arthropoda; Insecta; Lepidoptera; Crambidae
Exons: 4
Coding region: 1-534 (177 amino acids)
Source: RefSeq, a predicted model, not a curated record
AUGGGGUCAGCUACCCUUCCCUUGAUGACCUGCCACGCCCAAGGCGUGAGCGUAUUUGUUAGUGAAGAAAGCACAUUCUCGUACGUAGACCCUCGCCAGAAGCUCCGCACAGUGGACUACGUGGCCGACAAGGACGGCUUCCACCCGCUCCUGAGCGACCCGCUGCCCGACCACCCUACGGAUUCCGAGGCCGUCGCGCGCGCCAAGGACAAGCACUACCAGCUGUAUGCGCAGAUCGCACAACAGCACUACGAGCAUCCUCACCCUGAUGAACCUUCCUUCAGUCAUUGGAUGCUCUGCGACCAAUUCCCGCUGUCCGACCACCCGACCGACUCCGAGGCCGUCGCGCGCGCUAAGGACAAGCACUACCAGCUGUAUGCGCAGAUCGCACAACAGCACUACGAGCAUCCUCACCCUGAUGAAUCUCCUUCUCCUACUAUGAGGUCUCAUCGAUCUAUGAGGCAUCUGUGUGUAACACCCAAAGUGACCACACCUCUAUUAGCAUCAGCAGCACUACAAGCAUCCGCACCCUGA